Molecule: messenger RNA, 13520 nt
Organism: Spodoptera exigua (beet armyworm)
Lineage: Eukaryota; Metazoa; Arthropoda; Insecta; Lepidoptera; Noctuidae
Source: the annotation of a GenBank genome assembly
CAUGGACAACACGUCCAAUAAACUCACCCUAGACCGAACCCGCCCCGACGUUGUGUUAACCGUAGUGGGAACGAAUACGUUGUGAUUUGUUUUGAGUGUGACGUCACUAGUGCAAGCUGUGAACGUAAACGCAUAAAAUUGGUGUUUUGAGUGCACUAUGAGGUUGUUUACAACGUUAUGAAUGGUUUGGACCGCUGCUUCUUCGAUCAACGUGAGUCGCAACAACAUGGGGAUGAUUGCAGCUAUAGUUAUAUAAGCCUGGGCCGGCUGCACCCGUACGGCUCGGGCAGCGGCAGCGGUUCCAGCAGCGGAAGCGGGCGGCGGCGCGCGCGCAGCGGCCUUUCCGACUCGCCGACCGCUCCCGCUACGCCCACGUCGGCAUCCGACAACGCGUCCGACGCAACCCUCACGGACUCGGAGUUGCCGCUUGCUAGGGAUUCCACCCUGCUGCAUAACGGAAUGCUGAGGUCCACAUUCGACCGACCAGACCACGAACGGUGUCUACUGGAAGGUUCGCGUCUCCCGCCCGAUGUGCCGCCUCGCAACCCGACCAUGUCUCGGCUGAACGGUCGCAUCACCGGGAACCCUGCGGAUUUAGGCGACUUCGAACCCUCCUGCCUCGUUCGCACACCUUCCGGUAACUUCUACGUGCCUUCAGGUGAAUGGGAUAUUCAAAAGAAUCCGUCUAUGGACUACAAGUCAAACUCAUCGUGUAGUAGUCCAGGGAAACCAGAAAAGAGCACGUUAGAAAGAAUGGAGCGGUCAGACCGGCCGCACCCAACCUUCGGGACCCCUGUUCCAGUCCUCCCUGUGAGGAAUAACCUCCGAUCCUCAAACUUUCCCUCAGCCGGAUCGCGGUUUCACUUCCGAAAAGGCCUGUCCUCAAGGUGCUCGUGGAAGUGUACCGCUAUUGUAUUUAUAAUACUAUUUGUUGUAUUGUUAGCCAUCGCGUCUUAUAUAACAGCGUCGUAUUUUGUUAACUGGACGUAUCAAAACCCCAAAUCAUGUACAGUAGUCGUCGGGGAACCAACAGAAGUGUUUCCGGCAUCAAAAGCAACAUCACUGGAGUUCGCCAAUAAAACAAUGGCGAGGCCGCAUCAAAGUUUGCCAACUAUAGGCACAGGUGCGCGAACGUUCCCCGCGCAAACAUUUCCACCAGACGGAACGACGUUCAAACAAAUUACUUUAGGUGAAAAAUUAUCAAAAGAAAUCCCUCCAUAUAGCUACUGGAAUAUGCAGUUUUAUCAAACUCAAGCAAGUUACGUGAAGUUUGACUACAUGAUACCCCGAGGAGCUUCUAUAGGCGUAUACGCGAGAAGAAACGCUUUACCGACACAUACGCAAUAUCAUAUCUUGGAAGUUCUCAGCGGUUUCAAGGCUAGAACAACAAGAACAUCACAUCCUUCCAUCAAGAAAGAAGUAACGCACUAUAUGGAACAAGGCCAUUGGUUCUUAUCUCUGUACAACGACGACGGCGACCCACAAGAAAUCUCUUUUAUUGCAAUGAUAGCUGAUGAAAUGACGCACAAUUGUCCUAACGGAUGCUCAGGGAAAGGAGAGUGUCUCAUGGGCCAUUGUCAGUGCCAAGCUGGUUUCGGAGGCGACGACUGUAGCAAGAGUGUAUGUCCAGUUCUUUGUAGUCAACGAGGCGAGUACAUCAACGGCGAGUGUCAAUGUAACCCUGGCUGGAAAGGCAAGGAAUGUUCUUUACGACAUGACGAAUGCGAAGUUCCUGAUUGCAAUGGUCAUGGGCAUUGUGUCAAUGGAAAAUGUUCCUGUGUUAGAGGAUACAAAGGGAAAUUCUGCGGAGAUAUUGACUGUCCUCACCCAACUUGCUCCGGCCAUGGUUUUUGUAUUGAAGGCUCCUGUAUUUGCAAGAAAGGUUGGAAAGGUAUUGACUGUGCAACAAUGGACAAGGAUGCACUUCAAUGUCUUCCGGACUGUUCUGGACAUGGCACCUUUGACGUUGAUACGCAAACAUGCACUUGUCACGCUAGAUGGUCCGGUGAUGACUGUUCUAAAGAAAUUUGUGAUCUUGAUUGCGGUUUACACGGAAGAUGUGUGGGAGAGUCCUGUGUGUGUGAUCCCGGUUGGACUGGAGAAUUUUGUACAUCCAAACUAUGUGAUGCUCGGUGUAGUGAUCAUGGUCAAUGUAAGAACGGCACUUGUCUCUGCGUGUCUGGUUGGAAUGGCCGUCAUUGCACUUUGGAAGGCUGUCCACGAGGUUGCGCAGGUCACGGACAGUGUAAAGUCGCUAAUGACGGUCAAUGGUCCUGCAAAUGCUUCGAUGGAUGGGACGGCCCAGACUGCACGACCCUUAAAGAACAAAUCUGUGACGAUGGAAAAGAUAAUGACAAAGAUGGCCUUGUUGACUGCGAGGAUCCAGAGUGCUGCUUAAGCCCCAUUUGUAAAGGUAGUCAGCUCUGUGUGUCGUCACCGAAGCCUACAGAUAUUCUUCUUAGGAAACAACCUCCUGCGAUCACAGCAUCAUUCUUCGAACGGAUGAAGUUCAUCAUAGAUGAAGGUAGUCUUCAAAACUACGCAAAGCAGGAGAACUUCAACGAAAGUCGUUCAGCUGUAGUCCGUGGUCGAGUUGUCACCUUACUUGGAACUGGUCUGGUUGGUGUCAGAGUGUCUACUGAUACACCUCUAGAAGGGUUCACUCUGACCAGAGAAGAUGGCUGGUUUGAUCUCCUCGUGAAUGGUGGUGGCGCUGUUACAUUAAACUUUGGAAGAGCACCAUUUAAAAGGGCAACGAAGGUCGUCUACGUGCCUUGGAAUGAGGUUGUAAUUAUCGAUACAGUUUUAAUGACGACAAUGGAUGAGAAGAUCAACAUGGGUCCUCCACAAGCUUGUCUUGCUCAUGACUAUGAUACGAUGAAACCAGUUGUGCUAGCUACAUGGAAACACGGCUUCCAGGGAGCUUGUCCAGACAAAAGCGCCAUUUUGGCUGAAUCUCAAGUUAUCCAAGAAAGUCUCGAAAUCCCUGGGACUGGUUUACAUCUGGUUUAUCACAGUUCUAGGGCAGCCGGCUAUCUUUCUACCAUACAACUCCAACUUACUCCUGAAAAAAUACCAUCCACUUUGGCUCUUAUCCACCUUAGAAUAACAAUAGAAGGAAUCCUCUUCAAGAAAACUUUCGAAGCUGAUCCAGUUAUUAAAUUCACAUAUCCGUGGAACCGCCUGAAUGUGUACAAGCAAAGGGUGUACGGUGUUACGACAGCACUUGUGAAAGUUGGAUACCAAUACACCGAUUGUAAGGAUAUCAUUUGGAAUGUGCAAACGACCAAACUGAGUGGGCAGGACAUGAGUAUAUCGGAUGUUGGUGGAUGGAAUUUGGAUAUCCACCAUAGAUACAACUUCCAUGAAGGUAUCUUGCAAAAGGGAGAUGGAACUAACGUCUACUUGAAACAUAAACCUCGUGUAAUCAUAACGACGAUGGGCGAUGGCCGCCAACGUGAACUAGAAUGUGGAGACGAUUGCUCAGGAGUUGCUUCUAGGCAAAGACUUUUAGCACCAGUAGCAUUAGCUGCGGCUCCUGAUGGUUCUAUUUUCGUAGGAGAUUUUAAUCUUGUCCGGAAGAUCAGUCCUGACGGAACUGUGCGAACAGUGGUGAAGUUGAAUGCCACUCGAGUCUCUUAUCGGUACCACAUGGCCCUGUCUCCUCUUGACGGCAAUUUGUACAUCUCAGACCCUGAAUCUCAUCAAAUCAUUAGAGUUCGAAACACCGAGGACUUUAGCGACCCUGAACAUAACUGGGAAACUGUUGUCGGUUCCGGGGAGAGAUGUUUGCCAGGCGAUGAAGCCCACUGUGGCGAUGGAGCACUAGCACGAGAUGCUAAGCUCGCCUAUCCCAAAGGAGUCGCCGUUUCCAUCGAUAACAUUGUCUAUUUUGCUGAUGGUACGAAUAUCCGAAUGGUAGAUAGAGACGGUAUUAUUACUACCAUCAUCGGCAACCACAUGCAUAGAGCACACUGGAAACCCAUACCCUGUGAGGGCACACUUAGCGUUGAAGAAGUCCACUUACGUUGGCCCACAGAACUUGCCAUCAACCCAUUAGACAACAGUCUGCAUAUCAUCGACGAUCACAUGAUUUUACAAAUGGCACCUGACGGUCGAGUAAAAGUAAUUGCAGGAAGACCUCUUCAUUGUCCUUCACCCAUGACCGGUAUUGAUGUUGAGUUGGCAACAUACGCAACAUUAGUCAUGCCACAGAGUAUCGCUUUCGGUUCGGCAGGAGACCUGUACGUAGCUGAAAGUGACUCACAAAGAAUAAAUCGAGUUCGUUUAAUUACUACAGAUGGCAAAAUUUCUCUGUAUGCUGGCGCUGAAUCAAAAUGUAAUUGCUUAGAAAGGGGAUGCGACUGCUUUGAGGCUGAUCACUUCUUAGCCUCGAACUCGAAGUUUAACACAAUAUCUGCUGUCAUAGUUAGUCCUGAUGGCAUCGUUCAUAUUGCAGAUCAGGCAAACUACAGAAUUCGAUCAGUAAUGGCUAGCAUACCGGACGCUAGUGGCGCUAGGGAAUACGAAAUCUAUUCACCUGACACACAAGAAAUUUACAUCUUCAACAGAUUCGGCCAGCAUAUAACGAGCAGGAAUAUCUUGACUGGUGAGAACAAUUACGUAUUCACCUACACCGUUAACACCAGCAACGGAAAACUUAGCACCGUUACUGACGCAGCUGGCAACAAAGUGUUCCUACUUAGAGACUACUCCACCUCAGUUAACUCUAUCGAAAACACUAAAGGGCAGAAAUGUAGGCUUAAGAUGUCAAGGAUGAAAAUGCUUCAAGAACUAAGAACUCCUGACAACUUCAAUGUUACCUUUGAUUAUUAUGGCCCAAGCGGAUUACUCAAGUCAAAAUACGACAGCACAGGAAGAAGUUACGUGUACAAAUAUGAUGAAUUCGGUCGUCUAACAUCAGCUGUGACCCCCACUGGCAGAAUCAUCAAUCUGAACUUUGAUUUGAGUCUCAAGGGCGCCACUGUCCGAAUUACUGAAAACAAUAAGAAGCCUAUUUCGAUAUUGAUAAAGGGAUCAUCGGUUAAUACUCGUACAGGCGAAGCAGAACAGAAAACUAUUAUUUCUUCUGAUAGCAGCAUUUCCUCUAGCAUGCCUUGGGGUCACGUUAUAUCUACGGACACCGUGCCCUACACUGUUUUAGCAGAGAUUGACCCCAUUCUAGGAGAAAGCUUCCCUAUUCCCGCGAAACAGCGAACCGAAGUUGGCGGCGACUUAGCGAAUAGAUUCGAAUGGCGAUAUUUCUUACGAAAACUUCUAAACAAAGCAAGAACUGGAAAAUCCAUCGCACAAGUUGGACGUAAACUUAGAAUAAACGGUGAAAACUUACUGACUUUAGAGUACGACAGAGACUCGUCAACUAUUGCCGUCUUUAUGGACGACAAGGUAGAACUCUUGAACGUUACUUAUGACAGAACCGCAAGACCAGUGAGAUUUGGACCCAGUAACGGAAUUUUCGCUGAAGUUGUGCUUGACUACGACAGAUUUAACAGGUUAACUAAAUGGAGUUGGGGUGAUCUAAAUGAAACGUAUGGUUUCGACCGGGCUGGCAGGCUGAAUGAGAUUCGCUACGGUGAUGGCUCGUCUUUAGCUUACUCCUUCCGAGAUAUGUUCACAUCACUACCACUAAAAGUAACAACCCCAAGAGGUAGUGAUUAUUUACUAGACUAUGAUGACUCUGGCGCACUGCAAAAUCUAACCACUCCAAGAGGUCAUAUUCACACGUUUGCUCUUAUGACAUCGCUGGGCUAUUUCAAAUACCAGUAUUUCUCCCCAAUGAAUCGACAUCCUUACGAAAUAUUAUACAAUGAUGAUGGUAACAUACUCUCUAAAAUUUUCCCUCACCAGUCUGGUAAAAUUGUAUACGUGUAUGAUAACAGUGGAAAGUUAGAAAUGGUACUGGCAGGUGCUUCGGCUAUUCGCUAUGUAUACCACGAAAACACUCACCUUGUAAAGAAUGUUGAGAUUACGGAUUCCGACUACGAACUAAGACAAGAUUACAAAUAUCAUGCUGGUAUUCUGAAAGAUCAGAAAAUGAAGUUCAGUCCAAAGAGCAAUCUAAAUAACGCUCAUUUCAAAUAUCAAUACGAUGGCAACGCCAGGCUUUCCACAAUUGAUGUAAAUAUCAAUAGCAAAGAAAUGCCACAACUAAGAAUGAAAUACAAUCAAAACUUAGGAAUUCUUGAAGCCCUCAGUGACUUGAGGAUAUACAGAAACACGUUCAAUAGAUCAGUAAUGCAAGAUACAAGUAAACAAUACUUCACAAUUACGGAUUAUGACGACCGUGGCAGAGUCAAGACCAUCCUGAUGAACAUCAAAGCCUUCGACGUGUUUCGACUUGAACUUGAAUAUGACUCACGAAACAGGAUCAAAUCGAAAAAGACAAUGAUUGGCGAUACUUCAUCGAACGAACGAAUUAGUUACAACUACGAUGGACACUUGAUGGAAGUUGUAGGAUCUGAAGAUGAUUGGAAAUACGUGUACGAUGAGAAUGGCAACGUGAUUGGGGUCAUCGAACACGGAGAGAAACGUUACCUUGGCUACGACAUCGGAGAUCGGGUUGUCCAGUACAGCGACGUAGAAUACAGCAGCUACGAUGGUCGAGGUUUCGUUAUAAGACGAGGCGAACAAAAAUACAGGUACAAUUCUCGAGGUCAGUUCGUUCACGCAUCUGAAAGGGACAAGUUCCAAAUGUGGUAUUACUACGACGAUAGGAGUAGAUUGAUAGCAUGGAGGGACGACAAGAGUAAUGUCACUCAAUUCUUCUAUGCCAACCCGCAGACACCGAACUUGGUAACACACGUCCACUUCACGAAAUCUGGCAAAACAGUACGGUACCUAUACGACCAGAGAGACUUCUUGACGUGCAUUGAAACAGACGAUCAGCGAUUCUAUGUUGCUACCGAUCAAAAUGGUUCACCUCUCGUAGUAUUUGAUGUAAAUGGAGAGAUCGUGAAAGAAAUCAAACGCUCGCCUUUCGGAAAGAUUGUAAAAGACACGAACCCAGAGUUUUAUAUUCCUGUGGACUUCCAAGGAGGCAUAUACGACGAUUACACUAAUCUGAUUUACUUAGAUGGCCGUUUAUACGAUCCUGUUGUUGGUCAAUGGAUGACUCCCAGCUGGGAACAUCUGGCUAGCAAGCUUCAUCUUCCUACAGAUAUCUUUAUCUAUAGAUUUAAGAAUAACGAUCCAAUCAAUAGAAAUCAGAACACUCCUUAUAUGACGGACUUGGGCAGCUGGCUUCAACUUUAUGGAUACGACCUCAACAAGAUGAUGGGAUCCAGAUACAUCACGAAUAUGAUCUUCCAGCCGAAAGUAGAACUAACUGCACCAAGAUUGACUCCUGAUUUCGAAGUUUUGUCUGGAUUGCAAUGCAUAAUUGAAAAGAUAAGCCACAAACUCGCAGACAUGAACUUUGUCCCAACGCCGCUUUUGAAAAUGGAACCAAUCACAAGAAACCUACUGCCACGAGUGUCAUACAAACGUGGAGUUUUCGGUGAAGGAGUUUUAAUAUCAAGGGUCGAUGGCAAAGCACUAAUCAGUGUAGUUGACGGAGCAAACAAUGUCGUAGAAGAUGUGAUCACUACUGUAUUCAAUAAUUCGUACUUCUUAGAUGUUCACUUCAACAUCCACGAUCAAGAUGUAUUCUACUUCGUAAAGGAUAAUACGCUGAAGAUCAGAGACGACUUGGAAGAACUCAGGAGGCUCUCCGGUAAAUUCAAUGUGUCGCAAGAUGAAACUAAUGAUCAAGGAUUAGAGGUCCGAGUGCACGCUGUUGGAAAAGGUUCAGCGCAAGCAGUCAUCGUCCUCAGAUACGGUGUGGAUCCUAACCAAGAGCGCAUCAAACUUCUAAAACACGCACAUAAACGAGCAGCAGCCAGGGCUUGGGAACGCGAGAAGGCUCUGGUUGCAGCCGGUUGGGAGGGCAGAGGUUCUUGGACGGAAGAAGAGAAAGAAGAACUUAUAUCACACGGAAUCGUGGACGGCUGGGUAGCCAGAGACGUCCAUUCCGUAUCUAAGUACCCUCAACUAGCCGACGACCCCGCGAACAUCGUGUUUGUACGCGACAGUAGAAGAAAACGAAGAAAGAGUGGGAGAGCGCGACACCGCUCAUAAUUUUAACGUGCCAUAAAUCAACGCCAUUUUGAUUUCCAGAUUUGACACUGGCUAUUCUUUUAGGAAUAGCAGUUUCAAAUGUGGAACGCCGGUAUUUAGUUCUUAAAUAUUUUUUUAUAGGACUGAUGAAGUGUUUAUACGUGAAUAGGAAUGACGGGUGAGGCUCCUGUGAUCGGUGUGUUACUGAUGGUUGCGAAAAAUAGGAGCUAUUGCUAGGACUGAGUGGGGAAAAAGUUUUGUAAUGUUAGUUUACGGUUAGGUUAAGAUUGACUGGAGACCGAAAGAUAUUUUUUGUUAAAAGUAUGUUUAUUUUCGUUACGUACUUAUGCGUUACAAAGCUCAUUACUUUACUUGCUUUAUGCCCUUCGUCGUUGAACUGAACUGAAUCUCGUAACAACUCACUACAGGGUACCGAGUCAUAAAUAAAUAAAUCUAAAUAAUAAAAGAAUAAUAAUAACGUGACUAACUGAGCAUAAUACUUAUAAAAUCAUGGAUCCAAAAUACUCAAUACGCAAUCACAAUUUAAACUUUUUUAUUAUUUCAAUGAAAUAUUUUUUUAUCAAUUAUUAUUUGAUAACGCUAACUAUACGUAAAUAAAUCAAGUAGGAUGUUAUUAUUUAUCACAAAAUCCAUAUAUUCCUAUUAAGUUUUAGCCAAAUAUUUUGUUCUAUCCUUACAUAUUUUAGGUAUUUGUAAAUAAAAAACAUAUAUUUUAUUCUUGUAGUUGUUCCUUUUAUAGACCUAAGGUCUUUUUACUUCGCAAUACUAACACUAUUUAGCAAUAAUUUUGUAUUUUAUAUCCUCUAAUGUAUCUGAAUCUUUAAAUUUAAUGACAUCCAUAUUUUCUGCUUGUUAUGGAACCACGUUAUCGCCGACUGCCUUCUAAAGUUGUUACAUAAAAUUUGUAAGAGAUCAGAUCCCAUGUUGGCGUGAACUUGUCAUUUAAAUAUUCCUUAUAUUGUAAUCAUACCUAUACUUAUUUUUGUUAACCGAAGAUUAAAUAAUAUCUUGAGUAAUUUGCAAUGUAGAUAGAUGUCAUUUAAAAAAUUCUUGUACUUUCAAGUGACGCCAAAAGCUAAUGGUAGGGAAAAAGGUUUGCUUGAACUCCAGCUUACUGACGAGGAAAUGAAAGUACACCUGAAUAUCCAAGCAGCGCCUAUCAUAAUGGUCAUACAAACAAAUAGAACACAAGUACACAACACGGCCGACUUAGAAAGACUGACUAGACUUUCACUUGAAAUGUCAAGAAAACUUUUAUGUUCACUCUUCGUUAGUUCUUUUAUUGAAUUAAAAAAAAAGAAAAAAAUGGUACCGCCCCAAAAAAAUUUCAACUUUAUUCCCAUUAGACGUGUUUUUCAGUAAAGUAGUAACGCCUUUUUAUCCGAACGGAGCGACAGAGUUCUAUGUAGCUUAAAUAAUCCCAACAGUAGCUUGGCAAAGUAAAAUAAAAAUAAAAAAUAGUCUAAAUAAAAUCGAAACUAAUUAAAGUUACAGUCAACGUAAUACGUACAUUCUGCAUGUGUUGUGCAAUAAUCGAACAGUAGAUCUUAUCGUAACCGUUUAGGAACAAACUUCUUGCUGACUUAACAGAACGUUUACUAGAGACUGAAUUAUUGUUUCCGCUCCUCCGCGUAGCCGCCCGGCCAUGUUACCCGCUCCUCUAGACGCCAUGACGCCAGUGAUGCGGCGUAACAUGAGCAGCGCAGUUGCAAAUGUUAAUACUAUUGUGAUUCGUAGGAUGUUUCCUCAACGAUAAGUCAGCGAGAAGCACAAAUUGUAAUUAAAAAGUAGAUAUUUAUAGUAUAUGUCCAUAAAUGUGUCUCAUUUAAAAUGUGGUGUCUAUUCUGUGUUAGAGAUACUUUAAUGAUAGGUGACUAAGUGGCCGGUGAUAGGAUGAGAAUAUUUUUUACAAAAAAAAAGUAUAGAUUUGGUGAAGUAAAUUCAAAAUUCAAAUCUAUCGGGUCGGGCGCCGAAGGCCCGCGCGUUGGUGAUAUUUUGGAAAAUGUGACUAAAAGAAGCAAUACUGUAAUGUAAUACGUCUUACUCUUUAUUUAGAACUUUAAGGUGUAUUUUUAUUUGAAAUUAAUUAAUAAUAUAAUAAUAUAUCUAUUGUGAAUGUAGUUAUUGAUUUCAUGGUGAUAUUUAGAGCGGUAUGUUAUCUUUUUUAUGAUGUAUAAAGAAUUCUAAUUUGUAAAUAGGUACUUAAUUGAGUAUGUAAUCUGUAAAAAUAUUGUACAUAUCUUUACGCUUGAAUUAUUUAUAAUGUAACCCGAUAAGGAUUUUAGGAUAAUGAUGAAUUGUAAUAUAUCAUAAUUGAAGGGAUUUUACCGAGAGGUUUUUAUCGUUUGGAUAUAGACUGAACAAUAAAUAAAUGGUAACGUUUGAUGUAUAUCCAAACGGCUUUCCGACUGUCGCGUGAAAUGAGGUUAUCAACCUUUUGGCGGGAAAAUCGUUUUGAGUGACAGCUCUUGACAUCCAUAGACUUCAGCUUCUAGAUUUCUUUAGAGAGCUUACAGUGUACGAUCUUCACACGAAGCAUUUACAUGUAGAACUGAUUUCCUCGUAAUGCAUUUAAUUUGUAUGUAGAUAUGGUGCAUAGACCCCAUUAAAAUACUCUGAAUGUGUAUAGAUAGUCAACAGUCAUACUCUGUUAGUCGGGAGAGUGCGUGCUGACCACGCGAGCAUGUACGAUAAUAAUAGAAAGUAUUCUAAUGGAAUAUGUAAUAAAAGUAUUAAAAUAUAACAUACUGGUUUCAUUUUCACCCUUUACAUAAAUAAAUAAAAACAAAGUUUGCAUUAUAAAAAUAAUUUAUUUCAGUAUAGAAAUAAAUUCAAGUGCUUAUAUACAACUAGUGAUAUGUUUCACAAUGGAAUAGACUCGUUUAAACCAACAAAUCAACAAUAGUUAUAUACAAAAAAUAUUAGCACAACGAAUAUAUCUUUUCUAUAAUAUUACUACACACAUAGCCUAUGUUGUACAAAAUGCGAAGUGACAGCUUCAACGACAAUCAAAGCAUUUUCUAAUUCAACGGUUCUGUUAUACGAAAAAGGUUAAUCGAAUGUAUAAACGUUCAGUUUUUAAAUUUAAUUCAUUAUUCUUUGCUUCAUAAAUCAAAUAACAUUUAUUAUACAUGGAUCAAAUUAAUACUGAUAAUUUAAAAGAAGAUAUUUUGCUGGUACAUUAUUUUCAUCAAAAAGUAUAACAUUUUUUAUUCUUCUUACAUUAUGAUAUAUGUUAUAGUACCUCCUGUUAGAUUUUCCUUGAACCUCAUUGGUAAAACAGACUGACCUAUUUUAUAAAAUAAAACGCUGUCUUUUCCGACAGACUAGUAAAACUAUUGUGUUAAUUAAAAUGUAUUUUUGAUUAAUAUUUUUUAUUGAAUGAAUAUAAGCAAAAAGUAUCUUCUCAAAUAUUCUAAUAUAAAGCAGAUUCAGAAUUUAAUAGGUGGACGGAUCGUGCCCUUAGAAUUAACCAUUGCCGUACAACAGAAUCGACUAACAUAAUAAUUUGGCAAAUAUUACCUAACCAUGGUCACGGUAAUACAAUUUAAUCAUACAAAACAAUUCAUCACUUGCAUAUAACAUCUACCGUGACCAUAUUUCAUACAAAAAAGACCAUUCAAUGGCUACUAAGGCCUACCUUUGCCUCUUAAAGCGCGUAUUAAAAAUACAUCCUAAUUUAACAUUUGGAAGUCAUUAUAGACGCCUAACUACAAAUUUAUAUGACAUAAAUAUUUGCUACUACAACUACAUACAUUAACAGUUUACAUUUUAAAACUACUAUUACACUGUUAUUUUUUAUUUAUUCAUAAAAUUACAUCGAUAAAUAUGAAUAUGUGUCUACCGCAUCGGGGUUCAACAGACUCAAUAAGAUAUUUAGUAUACAAAGAACAAGUUUUCAACCGCAUAACAGUUUCAUUGCAUAUAUAUAUCGCGAGACAAAACAGCAAGAAUCAUUGCUUUUAUUCGGUUUCUUGUUUGACAAAACUAUGCAAUGAAAAAGAAACACGGUUUCACCCUAAUGCGUCCGGGGACGAAAAAAGGUUUAUUAUUUUCAGAAAAGUUUUUUAAUCUGCUUUUGUUAAUACUUUGCCUGUCAUAAAAUUCUUAAAUGCUCUGUUCACUAGUGGGCAGUGACCAAUUCUUAAAUAAUAUGUAUCUAAAACAAGCAUAAGCAUAUUAUUAAUAUUUUUAUGAAUAAGUCUGUUUCAUUUACCUACACUUUAAUUUACAUAGAUAAUACCACAAUACCUAUCUUUAACAGAAUAUUAUUUGAAUUUUAAUAAAUAAAGUCUGUCUAAGAUGACUAAUAUCGUUUUCAACUUUUGUAACGAAAAUGCAACAAAAAAAUAAUGCCAUAUUACAAUUAUUAUGCUAAAUGCGUUAUCAACCUAAAGCCACCAAAAACCAACCUUAUUGGCACAGAAUAGGGAUGGAGUUUAAACAAAUAUCUAAAAUAAAAUAUUGGCUAUUUGUUGACAGUCAGGAAUAUAUUAGGACCGUCGUAAUUUGCGAAUAUCGUCAUUAUUUUAUAAGGAGAAAGUCUUAUUUUAGAUUGACAUAUUUUGCCAUAAAGACUAGAUUAACUUAAAUAUUGUCAACAAGCCUAAUUGGAUCAGUUUCUAUAGACAUAGUUUUGUUUUUGAAGAAAAGCCUCUUCGCAUAUUAUGGCAGUUUCAAAAUAUAUUUACACAUGGAGAAAAUAACUAUUUUUGGACAAUUAUAUACAUACCUACAAACAUUAUAAUAAUAAUUAUAAAACACCAAUAAUUUUAACACUGGUCAUAAAAAUAUCGGCAUUUCAAUAUUUAAUUUUAUUAUAUUAAAAUAGUGCGUUAUUUAAAAAAAGAACUUUUUUCAACAUCAUAAUACAAAAUCAGUCAUAUUGAAAUAGGUUCGAGCACAUAAAAAUAGUUUUCAUAUCAAAUAUGUCACUAGGCAUAGAAUUUAAAUACAUUAUAUCAAAAGGUUUUUUUAAAAAAAACAGGUUAAAUAUAAUUUAUUGAAAAUAACGAUUUACUCUCUAGCUACUAAGCUCUACUAAUUUUAAGUCAAAACGGGACCCUUAUUCAUGAGCAGCGUGCACGUCCCGGCGACGUCGCGCUUAAUUUAUUAACGUGAGUAAGUAGUUAGUUAGUAAUUUAAGUUAUUUUCAAUAAAUUCCCAAAGUACGCCUCAAGAUAGUUACUAUUCAAAAUUAAAAAUAAGUUAAAUAUAGGACAAAAAAUUAUUAUGGUUUUAUAAUACAAAUUAGUAAUAGCACCAAGAAUUUACUAUUUUUUCCCUAAACAUACUGUCAUCACGAGCUUAUGGAGUCGUGAGAUUCAAGAUAUUAUUAUUUUAUACAUUAAAUUAAGUGUGGUAAUGGAAUGUUUGUGAUGAAU